Molecule: messenger RNA, 648 nt
Organism: Arabis nemorensis
Lineage: Eukaryota; Viridiplantae; Streptophyta; Magnoliopsida; Brassicales; Brassicaceae
Source: the annotation of a GenBank genome assembly
AUGGAGGAUUACAAUACAGCUAUGAAGAGAUUGAUGAGGAGCCCAUAUGAGUAUCAUCAUGAUCUGGGGAUGAACUAUACAUUGAUAAGAGACGAACUGAUCGUUGGUUCGCAACCGCAGAAACCCGAGGACAUAGAUCACUUGAAAAAGGAAGAGAAUGUUGCUUACAUACUGAACUUGCAGCAAGACAAGGACAUUGAGUAUUGGGGAAUCCAUCUGGAAUCAAUUGUCAAAAGAUGUAAGGAGCUCGGAAUCCGUCACAUGAGAAGGCCCGCUAAAGACUUCGAUCCACUUUCGUUAAGAAGCCAGCUUCCGAAAGCCGUUUCUUCUUUGGAAUGGGCGGUUUCGGAAGGUAAAGGACGAGUCUACGUGCAUUGCACAGCCGGAUUGGGAAGAGCUCCAGCGGUUUCAAUCGCUUAUAUGUAUUGGUUCUGUGACGUGAACCUGAACACGGCUUAUGACACAUUGGUAUCAAAGCGUCAAUGCGGGCCUAGCAAAGGAGCUAUCCGCGGCGCGACAUAUGAUCUGGCCAAGAACGAUCCGUGGAAAGAGCCCUUUGAGAAUCUGCCUGAGAACGCAUUCGAGGACAUUGCAGAUUGGGAAAGGAAACUGAUUCAAGAACGUAUCCGGGCCCUCCGCGGCACCUGA